GGGGGGGGGAGCAUGGCCUUAUUCCUGUUAAAGCAUAUUGGAUGACUGUAUUGAUAUUCCAUACACCCAGCUCUAUGUAACAGCGAUAGGUUUAGGCUACUACAUGAUACUCUUCAUUUGUCCUAUACCCAUCAUGAGGUUCCUACAACCUAGCCAUCGAAUGAAAGUUUAUAACGUAGGUGCACACAGGUCGAGAGACAAAUUGAAGAAAUCAAGGUCACAGACAGUGACACAUUCAAUACCGCCUUGCACACUCUUGCCUGCAUCUAACUGAUCUGGGAUAUAAUCAUUAGUCUGAACAGCUGCAUACAGUUUCUAUUGGACAAAUUCAGGUUGGUUCGUUACGUUUAAGAAACGUUUUUCAACAGAAUCGGCAGAAUGAAUACACACCUGAUCACCCGCACACACAUUUCACUUUCAUAGCAGCCACAUACAAACAACAUCGUCACUUUACAUCACUGGUUGUAUAAUUCCUUCUCGCAUCUACACGCUCUCCUCCUCUCACCUUUUCCCUUCAGUGCACAACACAACAGCUCUCUGUGACCUGGCGAAAAAAAACUUUCCAAGCCAAACUUUCAUACCAUAACCGCUACACACAGUCUACAUCGUUGUCACCAUAUUAGGUAAUGUCAUAGUCAACAUAGCUACUAGAACUAACGCAUUAGUAAACCCGCUACAAUCACACAGUACAGUAUGCAGCAAGCAGUUUAGCAGGUACACCGGGGGCCCCGGUGGCAAUGAAUAAAUAAAACCGAAAGCUUACCUUGACUUGGAAAAGUUCCAGUGUUGGAUAGCUUUAGCCAGCUAGCUAACAUAAAUAGCAUUCUUCUCUUUUUGAGCCGGAUGUUUGAGUAGGCUAAAUUAGCUAGCUGCAUUAGCUAGCUAAAUAAGUGAGUGAAAGUGAAAAGCUAGCUUGCUAUAUAGCUCCUUAAUUUUUAAGGAAAUAAAUGUUUUCAAACUUUUCAACUAUUGUCUUUCUCGCUCUUUGAGUCAACUACUCACCACAUUUUAUGCACUGCAGUGCUAGCUAGCUGUAGCUUAUCCUUUCACUACUAUAUUCAUUCUCUGGUCCUUUGAUUGGGUGGACAUCAUGUCAGUUCAUGCUGCAAGAGCUCUGAUAGGUUGGAUAAUGUCUUCCGGAAGUCAUCAAAAUUACUGUGUAAGUCUAUGGAAGGGGUUGAGAACCAUGAACCAAUUUUUUGUAUUGAAGUAAUGUACCAAGAGGAGGAUGGAAAAUAGCUGUCCUCCGGCUGGCUAGACCAUAGUGCUAACCCAGAGAGUGCUGUUGAGGUUACUGUAGACCUUUAUUGCAAAACAGUUAUUUGGUGACAUGAAUACAUUUAGUAUAGUUUUAUCUAAAAUGGAAGAAAAAAUAUAUAUGUUUCACUUAUCAUUUUUAUGAAAUUCACAGAGUGGGAUGGUCCUCCCCUUCCUCGUCUGAGGAGCCUCAACUGACGCAAACACACAUACACACACGCACACAGACACACACGCACACACACACACACACACACACACACACACAUGCACGUAUCACUUUGUCUGAUGCAACAUCAGGGUAAGCGUGGUAGUAUAUGGGAGGAUCUGGGCCUGUCUGCUCUGCACUGACCGCUUUCUGCUCUAUCAUGGACAGAGGAUCACGGUCACCAUGGAGACAGCAGUAUUAAGCACGUUUGGGGUCAAUUCCAUUCCAUUUCAAUUACAGGAAGUAAACUGAAAUACCAAUUUCCAUUAUUCUCAAUGUUUUUCAACUAGGAAAAUGUAGAAAUAGAAUUGGGUUAACUUUCUGUAUUGACUGGAAAUUAAAUGGAAUUGAUCCCAAUCCUGAUAUGAAGGGUCAUAGGAAUAUCCUAAGCAGCAGAAGUGGAUGUACGUACCAGUCAUACCCAUGUGUAUAUACUGUACCAGUCAUACCCAUGUGUAUAUACUGUACCAGUCAGACCCAUGUGUAUAUACUGUACCAGUCAGACCCAUGUGUAUAUACUGUACCAGUCAUACCCAUGUGUAUAUACUGUACCAGUCAUACCCAUGUGUAUAUACUGUACCAGUCAGACCCAUGUGUAUAUACUGUACCAGUAAGAACCAUGUGUAUAUACUGUACCAGUCAGACCCAUGUGUAGAUACUCUACCAGUCAUACCCAUGUGUAUAUACUGUACCAGUCAUACCCAUGUGUAUAUACUGUACCAGUAAGAACCAUGUGUAUAUACUGUACCAGUCAGACCCAUGUGUAUAUACUCUACCAGUCAUACCCAUGUGUAUAUACUGUACCAGUCAUACCCAUGUGUAUAUACUGUACCAGUAAGAACCAGGUGUAUAUACUGUACCAGUCAGACCUAUGUGAAUAUACUGUACCAGUCAGACCCAUUUCUAUAUACCAGUCAGACCCAUGUGUAGAUACUGUACCAGUCAGACCCAUGUGUAUAUACUGUACCAUUCAGACGCAUGUGUAUAUACUGUACCAGUCAUACCCAUGUGUAUAUACUGUACCAGUCAGACCCAUGUGUAUAUACUGUACCAGUCAGACCCAUGUGUAGAUACUGUACCAGUACGACCCAUGUGUAUAUACUGUACCAGUCAUACCCAUGUGUAUAUACUGUACCAGUCAGACCCAUUUCUAUAUACCAGUCAGACCCAUGUGUAGAUACUGUACCAGUCAGACCCAUGUGGAUAUACUGUACCAGUCAGACCCAUGUGUAUAUACUGUACCAGUCAUACCCAUGUGUAUAUACUGUACCAGUCAGACCCAUGUGUAUAUACUGUACCAGUCAGACCCAUGUGUAUAUACUGUACCAGUAAGAACCAUGUGUAUAUACUGUACCAGUCAGACCCAUUUCUAUAUACCAGUCAGAUCCAUGUGUAUAUACUGUACCAGUCAGACCCAUUUCUAUAUACCAGUCAGAUCCAUGUUUAUAUACUGUACCAGUCAGACCCAUUUCUAAAUACCAGUCAGAUCCAUGUUUAUAUACUGUACCAGUCAGACCCAUGUGUAUAUACUGUACCAGUUUGAACCAUGUGAAUAUACUGUACCAGUCAGACCCAUUUCUAUAUACCAGUCAGAACCAUGUUUAUAUACUGUACCAGUCAUACCCAUUUCUAUAUACCAGUCAGACCCAUGUGUAUAUACUGUACCAGUCAGACCCAUGUGUAGAUACUGUACCAGUCAGACCCAUGUGUAUAUACAGUACCAGUCAGACCCAUUUCUAUAUACCAGUCAGACCCAUGUGUAUAUACUGUACCAGUCAGACCCAUGGGUAUAUACUGUACCAGUCAGACCCAUGUGUAUAUACUGUCUCAGUAUGAACCAUGUGUAUAUACUGUACCAGUCAUACCCAUGUGAAUAUACUGUACCAGUCAGACCCAUGUGUAUAUACUGUACCAGUCAGACCCAUGUGUAUAUACUGUACCAGUCAGACCUAUGUGAAUAUACUGUACCAGUCAGACCCAUGUGUAUAUACUGUACCAGUCAGACCCAUUUCUAUAUACCAGUCAGACCCAUGUGUAUAUACUGUACCAGUCAUACCCAUGUGUAUAUACUGUACCAGUCAGACCCAUGUGUAUAUACUGUACCAGUCAGACCCAUUUUUAUAUACCAGUCAGACCCAUGUGUAUAUACUGUACCAGUCAGACCCAUGUGUGUAUACUGUACCAGUCAUACCCAUGUGUAUAUACUGUACCAGUCAGACCCAUGUGUAUAUACUGUACCAGUCAGACCCAUUUCUAUAUACCAGUCAGAUCCAUGUGUAUAUACUGUACCAGUCAUACCCAUGUGUAUAUACUGUACCAGUCAGACCCAUGUGUAUAUACUGUACCAGUCAGACCCAUGUGUAUAUACUGUACCAGUCAGACCCAUGUGUAUAUACUGUACCAGUCAUACCCAUGUGUAUAUACUGUACCAGUUUGAACCAUGUGAAUAUACUGUACCAGUCAGACCCAUUUCUAUAUACCAGUCAGACCCAUGUGUAGAUACUGUACCAGUCCGACCCAUUUCUAUAUACCAGUCAGACCCAUGUGUAUAUACUGUACCAGUCAGACCCAUGUGUAUAUACUGUACCAGUCAGACCCAUGUGUAUAUACUGUACCAGUCAGACCCAUGUGUAUAUACUGUACCAGUAAGAACCAUUUGUAUAUACUGUACCAGUAAGAACCAUUUGUAUAUACUGUACCAGUCAUACCCAUGUGUAUAUACUGUACCAGUCAGACCCAUGUGUAUAUACUGUACCAGUCAGACCCAUGUGUAUAUACUGUACCAGUAAGAACCAUUUGUAUAUACUGUACCAGUCAGACCCAUGUGUAUAUACUGUACCAGUAUGAACCAUGUGUAUAUGCUGUACCAGUCAGACCCAUGUGUAUAUACUGUACCAGUCAGACCCAUGUGUAUAUACUGUACCAGUAAGAACCAUUUGUAUAUACUGUACCAGUCAGACCCAUGUGUAUAUACUGUACCAGUCAGACCCAUUUCUAUAUACCAGUCAGACCCAUGUGUAUAUACUGUACCAGUCAUACCCAUUUGUGUAUACUGUACCAGUCAGACCCAUGUGUAUAUACUGUACCAGUCAGACCCAUGUGUAUAUACUGUACCAGUCAGACCCAUGUGUGUAUACUGUACCAGUCAGACCCAUGUGUAUAUACUGUACCAGUCAGACCCAUGUGUAUAUACUGUACCAGUCAGACCCAUGUGUAUAUACUGUACCAGUCAGACCCAUGUGUAUAUACUGUACCAGUCAGACCCAUGUGUAUAUACUGUGCCAGUCAGACCCAUUUCCAUAUACCAAUCAGAUCCAUGUUUAUAUACUGUACCAGUCAGACCCAUGUGUAUAUACUGUGCCAGUCAGACCCAUUUCUAUAUACCAGUCAGAACCAUGUUUAUAUACUGUACCAGUCAGACCCAUGUGUAUAUACUGUACCAGUCAGACCCAUUUCUAUAUACCAGUCAGAACCAUGUUUAUAUACUGUACCAGUCAGACCCAUGUGUAUAUACUGUACCAGUCAGACCCAUUUCUAUAUACCAGUCAGAACCAUGUUUAUAUACUGUACCAGUCAGACCCAUGUGUAUAUACUGUACCAGUCAGACCCAUGUGUAUAUACUGUACCAGUCAGACCUAUGUGAAUAUACUGUACCAGUCAGACCCAUGUGUAUAUACUGUACCAGUCAGACCCAUUUCUAUAUACCAGUCAGAACCAUGUUUAUAUACUGUACCAGUCAGACCCAUGUGUAUAUACUGUACCAGUCAGACCCAUGUGUAUAUACUGUACCAGUCAGACCCAUGUGUAUAUACUGUACCAGUCAGACCCAUGUGUGUAUACUGUACCAGUCAUACCCAUGUGUAUAUACUGUACCAGUCAGACCCAUUUCUUUAUACCAGUCAGACCCAUGUGUAUAUACUGUACCAGUCAUACCCAUGUGUAUAUACUGUACCAGUCAUACCCAUGUGUAUAUACUGUACCAGUAUGAACCAUGUGUAUAUACUGUACCAGUCAGACCCAUGUGUAUAUACUGUACCAGUCAGACCCAUGUGUAUAUACUGUACCAGUCAGACCCAUGUGUAUAUACUGUACCAGUCAGAACCAUGUGUAUAUACUGUACCAGUCAGACCCAUGUGUAUAUACUGUACCAGUCAGACCCAUUUCUAUAUACCAGUCAGACCCAUGUGUGUAUACUGUACCAGUCAGACCCAUGUGUAUAUACUGUACCAGUCAGACCCAUGUGUAGAUACUGUACCAGUCAGACCCAUGUGUAUAUACUGUACCAGUCAGACCCAUUUCUAUAUACCAGUCAGACCCAUGUGUAUAUACUGUACCAGUCAAACCCAUGUGUAUAUACUGUACCAGUCAGACCCAUGUGUAUAUACUGUACCAGUCAGACCCAUGUGUAUAUACUGUACCAGUCAGAUCCAUGUGUAGAUACUGUACCAGUCAGACCCAUGUGUAUAUACUGUACCAGUCAGAUCCAUGUGUAGAUACUGUACCAGUCAGACCCAUGUGUAUAUACUGUACCAGUCAGAUCCAUGUGUAGAUACUGUACCAGUCAGACCCAUGUGUAUAUACUGUACCAGUCAGAUCCAUGUGUAGAUACUGUACCAGUCAGACCCAUGUGUAUAUACUGUACCAGUCAGACCCAUGUUUAUAUACUGUACCAGUCAUACCCAUUUCUAUAUACCAGUCAGAACCAUGUUUAUAUACUGUACCAGUCAUACCCAUUUCUAUAUACCAGUCAGACCCAUGUGUAUAUACUGUACCAGUCAGACCCAUGUGUAGAUACUGUACCAGUCAGACCCAUGUGUAUAUACAGUACCAGUCAGACCCAUUUCUAUAUACCAGUCAGACCCAUGUGUAUAUACUGUACCAGUCAGACCCAUGGGUAUAUACUGUACCAGUCAGACCCAUGUGUAUAUACUGUCUCAGUAUGAACCAUGUGUAUAUACUGUACCAGUCAUACCCAUGUGUAUAUACUGUACCAGUCAGACCCAUGUGUAUAUACUGUACCAGUCAGACCCAUGUGUAUAUACUGUACCAGUCAGACCUAUGUGAAUAUACUGUACCAGUCAGACCCAUGUGUAUAUACUGUACCAGUCAGACCCAUUUCUAUAUACCAGUCAGACCCAUGUGUAUAUACUGUACCAGUCAUACCCAUGUGUAUAUACUGUACCAGUCAGACCCAUGUGUAUAUACUGUACCAGUCAGACCCAUUUUUAUAUACCAGUCAGACCCAUGUGUAUAUACUGUACCAGUCAGACCCAUGUGUGUAUACUGUACCAGUCAUACCCAUGUGUAUAUACUGUACCAGUCAGACUCAUGUAUAUAUACUGUACCAGUCAGACCCAUUUCUAUAUACCAGUCAGAUCCAUGUGUAUAUACUGUACCAGUCAUACCCAUGUGUAUAUACUGUACCAGUCAGACCCAUGUGUAUAUACUGUACCAGUCAGACCCAUGUGUAUAUACUGUACCAGUCAGACCCAUGUGUAUAUACUGUACCAGUCAUACCCAUGUGUAUAUACUGUACCAGUUUGAACCAUGUGAAUAUACUGUACCAGUCAGACCCAUUUCUAUAUACCAGUCAGACCCAUGUGUAGAUACUGUACCAGUCCGACCCAUUUCUAUAUACCAGUCAGACCCAUGUGUAUAUACUGUACCAGUCAGACCCAUGUGUAUAUACUGUACCAGUCAGACCCAUGUGUAUAUACUGUACCAGUCAGACCCAUGUGUAUAUACUGUACCAGUAAGAACCAUUUGUAUAUACUGUACCAGUAAGAACCAUUUGUAUAUACUGUACCAGUCAGACCCAUGUGUAUAUACUGUACCAGUCAGACCCAUGUGUAUAUACUGUACCAGUCAGACCCAUGUGUAUAUACUGUACCAGUAAGAACCAUUUGUAUAUACUGUACCAGUCAGACCCAUGUGUAUAUACUGUACCAGUAUGAACCAUGUGUAUAUGCUGUACCAGUCAGACCCAUGUGUAUAUACUGUACCAGUCAGACCCAUGUGUAUAUACUGUACCAGUAAGAACCAUUUGUAUAUACUGUACCAGUCAGACCCAUGUGUAUAUACUGUACCAGUCAGACCCAUUUCUAUAUACCAGUCAGACCCAUGUGUAUAUACUGUACCAGUCAUACCCAUUUGUGUAUACUGUACCAGUCAGACCCAUGUGUAUAUACUGUACCAGUCAGACCCAUGUGUAUAUACUGUACCAGUCAGACCCAUGUGUGUAUACUGUACCAGUCAGACCCAUGUGUGUAUACUGUACCAGUCAGACCCAUGUGUAUAUACUGUACCAGUCAGACCCAUGUGUAUAUACUGUACCAGUCAGACCCAUGUGUAUAUACUGUACCAGUCAGACCCAUGUGUAUAUACUGUGCCAGUCAGACCCAUUUCCAUAUACCAAUCAGAUCCAUGUUUAUAUACUGUACCAGUCAGACCCAUGUGUAUAUACUGUGCCAGUCAGACCCAUUUCUAUAUACCAGUCAGAACCAUGUUUAUAUACUGUACCAGUCAGACCCAUGUGUAUAUACUGUACCAGUCAGACCCAUUUCUAUAUACCAGUCAGAACCAUGUUUAUAUACUGUACCAGUCAGACCCAUGUGUAUAUACUGUACCAGUCAGACCCAUUUCUAUAUACCAGUCAGAACCAUGUUUAUAUACUGUACCAGUCAGACCCAUGUGUAUAUACUGUACCAGUCAGACCCAUGUGUAUAUACUGUACCAGUCAGACCUAUGUGAAUAUACUGUACCAGUCAGACCCAUGUGUAUAUACUGUACCAGUCAGACCCAUUUCUAUAUACCAGUCAGAACCAUGUUUAUAUACUGUACCAGUCAGACCCAUGUGUAUAUACUGUACCAGUCAGACCCAUGUGUAUAUACUGUACCAGUCAGACCCAUGUGUAUAUACUGUACCAGUCAGACCCAUGUGUGUAUACUGUACCAGUCAUACCGAUGUGUAUAUACUGUACCAGUCAGACCCAUUUCUUUAUACCAGUCAGACCCAUGUGUCUAUACUGUACCAGUCAUACCCAUGUGUAUAUACUGUACCAGUCAUACCCAUGUGUAUAUACUGUACCAGUAUGAACCAUGUGUAUAUACUGUACCAGUCAGACCCAUGUGUAUAUACUGUACCAGUCAGACCCAUGUGUAUAUACUGUACCAGUCAGACCCAUGUGUAUAUACUGUACCAGUCAGAACCAUGUGUAUAUACUGUACCAGUCAGACCCAUGUGUAUAUACUGUACCAGUCAGACCCAUUUCUAUAUACCAGUCAGACCCAUGUGUGUAUACUGUACCAGUCAGACCCAUGUGUAUAUACUGUACCAGUCAGACCCAUUUCUAUAUACCAGUCAGACCCAUGUGUAUUUACUGUACCAGUCAAACCCAUGUGUAUAUACUGUACCAGUCAGACCCAUGUGUAUAUACUGUACCAGUCAGACCCAUGUGUAUAUACUGUACCAGUCAGAUCCAUGUGUAGAUACUGUACCAGUCAGACCCAUGUGUAUAUACUGUACCAGUCAGAUCCAUGUGUAGAUACUGUACCAGUCAGACCCAUGUGUAUAUACUGUACCAGUCAGAUCCAUGUGUAGAUACUGUACCAGUCAGACCCAUGUGUAUAUACUGUACCAGUCAGAUCCAUGUGUAGAUACUGUACCAGUCAGACCCAUGUGUAUAUACUGUACCAGUCAGACCCAUGUGUAUAUACUGUACCAGUCAGACCCAUUUCUAUAUACCAGUCAGACCCAUGUGUAUAUACUGUACCAGUCAUACCCAUGUGUAUAUACUGUACCAGUCAGACCCAUUUUUAUAUACCAGUCAGACCCAUGUGUAUAUACUGUACCAGUCAGACCCAUGUGUGUAUACUGUACCAGUCAGACCCAUUUCUAUAUACCAGUCAGACCCAUGUGUAUAUACUGUACCAGUCAUACCCAUGUGUAUAUACUGUACCAGUCAGACCCAUGUGUAUAUACUGUACCAGUCAUACCCAUGUGUAUAUACUGUACCAGUAAGAACCAUGUGUAUAUACUGUACCAGUCAGACCCAUGUGUAUAUACUGUACCAGUCAAACGCAUGUGUGUAUUCUGUACCAGUAAGAACCAUGUGUAUAUACUGUACCAGUCAGACCCAUGUGUAUAUACUGUACCAGUCAGACCCAUGUGUAUAUACUGUACCAGUCAGACCCAUUUCUAUAUACCAGUCAGACCCAUGUGUAUAUACUGUACCAGUCAUACCCAUGUGUAUAUACUGUACCAGUCAGACCCAUGUGUAUAUACUGUACCAGUCAGACCCAUGUGUAUAUACUGUGCCAGUCAGACCCAUUUCCAUAUACCAAUCAGAUCCAUGUUUAUAUACUGUACCAGUCAGACCCAUGUGUAUAUACUGUACCAGUCAGACCCAUGUGUAUAUACUGUACCAGUCAGACCCAUUUCUAUGAACCAGUCAGAACCAUGUUUAUAUACUGUACCAGUCAGACCCAUGUGUAUAUACUGUACCAGUCAGACCCAUGUGUAUAUACUGUACCAGUCAUACCCAUGUGUAUAUACUGUACCAGUCAGACCCAUGUGUAUAUACUGUACCAGUCAGACCCAUGUGUAUAUACUGUACCAGUCAGACCCAUGUGUAUAUACUGUACCAGUCAGACCCAUGUGUAUAUACUGUGCCAGUCAGACCCAUUUCCAUAUACCAAUCAGAUCCAUGUUUAUAUACUGUACCAGUCAGACCCAUGUGUAUAUACUGUACCAGUCAGACCCAUGUGUAUAUACUGUACCAGUCAGACCCAUUUCUAUGAACCAGUCAGAACCAUGUUUAUAUACUGUACCAGUCAGACCCAUGUGUAUAUACUGUACCAGUCAGACCCAUGUGUAUAUACUGUACCAGUCAGACCCAUUUCUAUAUACCAGUCAGACCCAUGUGUAUAUACUGUACCAGUCAGACCCAUGUGUGUAUACUGUACCAGUCAUACCCAUGUGUAAAUACUUUACCAGUCAUAACCAUGUCUAUAUAAGGCUCUGAUUCCACUGCUCUUUUCAUUCUAAUAAUCCCAUUUAGAAUCAUAUGUUGAGUUCCAAUCACUCCUAUCCACAAAGAGAUCAGCUGGCCAGAUGUGAUUGGAUUGGAAUGUAGUCCAUUUGAAGAGAUGAAUACUUAAUCCCUGAUUGAUGCCUGGCCAUGUGACCAAGGCUUUGCUGAGUUUCCCCUCCAUCCUCCAGCUCUGCUCUCCAUAUGAUUCCACUUCAGACUAACUGUCUCAUCUGCUGACGAUCAGAACAGGCACACAUUCAGGAUGUCCAGCUGGUUAAAGACAUCAAUUAAGCAUCACGUCGUUUUCCCCCCUUUUCUCACUUUACUGAUUCAUAUUUUGAAUCUAUGAUGAAAUCUGAAAUAUUUUCUCCUAGCUGCAUUGAUACCCCAUAGAUUAUAUGUUUAUAUUUUGCAACUCAAGUGGACAAAGAAAUAGCUGAUGUUAACUAGCAGGGCGAUACAGAAUGCAUAAUAGGGUCAGGAGUUCCUCACCAUGUAACCAGGAAAAACUAUUGACUAAAAUGAAUCUCUGAAUACAGAGCUACACUGAAUGUCUUGAUGAAGUCAUAUUAGCAGAUUCUGCCUAUUUCACUGUUCUAUAUUAAUUCAAUCUUUCAUUAAUCUACACAUUAUCAUUUACUAAUGGCAUAAUUACUUUUAUCAGGAACGCCUGAUUGUCUAGAUAUGCCCCUGAUGUCUUUUGAAUAGCAAUUCUGCAAAUUAUCAUAAUAAGAUUAACUUCUUCCAGUUUCCAUUUCCGAAGUUGAUUAUAAAUGUGUUCAUUCAAUCUCAAAAGCAAUUGUUGAUUCAUUUAAUCGUAAGUCUAUUUAUGAAAGUAGAAUUGCUAUUGUUGAAUGUGACUUAAAUAAUUAUUGUCACUUUGCAUUGACCGAGUGAUGGCAUUUACAGUUGUCUGAAAUGUGAUGAAAUUAACCACAUCAAGACUAGCUCAAUAGAGGAGUAACACCUGUCUGUACCACAGUCCUGUGUUAGGCUGAGGGGUUUGGUCAAGGUGGGUACAUACACGGUCCUGUGUUAGGCUGAGCUGAGGGGUUUGGUCAAGGUGGGUACAUACACGGUCCUGUGUUAGGCUGAGGGGUUUGGUCAAGGUGGGUACAUACACGGUCCUGUGUUAGGCUGAGCUGAGGGGUUUGGUCAAGGUGGGUACAUACACGGUCCUGUGUUAGGCUGAGGGGUUUGGUCAAGGUGGGUACAUACACAGUCCUGUGUUAGGCUGAGGGGUUUGGUCAAGGUGGGUACAUACACAGUCCUGUGUUAGGCUGAGGGGUUUGGUCAAGGUGGGUACAUACACGGUCCUGUGUUAGGCUGAGGGGUUUGGUCAAGGUGGGUACAUACACGGUCCUGUGUUAGGCUGAGGGGUUUGGUCAAGGUGGGUACAUACACAGUCCUGUGUUAGGCUGAGCUGAGGGGUUUGGUCAAGGUGGGUACAUACACAGUCCUGUGUUAGGCUGAGGGGUUUGGUCAAGGUGGGUACAUACACAGUCCUGUGUUAGGCUGAGGGGUUUGGUCAAGGUGGGUACAUACACAGUCCUGUGUUAGGCUGAGCUGAGGGGUUUGGUCAAGGUGGGUACAUACACAGUCCUGUGUUAGGCUGAGGGGUUUGGUCAAGGUGGGUACAUACACAGUCCUGUGUUAGGCUGAGGGGUUUGGUCAAGGUGGGUACAUACACGGUCCUAUGUUAGGCAGAGGGGUUUGGUCAAGGUGGGUACAUACACGGUCCUGUGUUAGGCUGAGCUGAGGGGUUUGGUCAAGGUGGGUACAUACACAGUCCUGUGUUAGGCUGAGGGGUUUGGUCAAGGUGGGUACAUACACGGUCCUAUGUUAGGCUGAGGGGUUUGGUCAAGGUGGGUACAUACACAGGCUGGAACAGAAAGGGAACCACUUCCAUGGGAGAUACACACACAGUGGUUUUGUAUUUUUACCCUCCUAAAUAGUGAACAGGUAUAAUCACAGAGCUCAAGCCGGUGCUGUAAAGCAGCGGACCUCAGUAAGCUCUGCUGAAACAGCACGCACAGUUUACUACUACAGGACAGAAUUCAUAGUAAUGUUUGAUUUGCACAUGUCAACUCUCUCUCUGAGCCUGGGAACAGGUGGUUGAAGUGGUGUUGGAUCCUGUCGUCUCUGUAUUUGUACACAGACAGCAUGCAGUAGGGGUCCAUGAUGCAUGUGCUUAGGGCUCGAUUCAAUCAGAUCCGCUUUAGCCAACAUUGUCAAAGAGGUUGUUUUGGGGGUGUCAGGGGAACUGCAUUAGAGCUGUCAAAUCCACAAGUGGCUCCCAGUAUUAUACUUAAAGCGAACAUAGCAAAUUGGCCGCACGGAGUUGCGGUAACAGAAAUCCCAAGCUCGCAAGAGCAGUUGCUCACCAAAAUGGUGGCUCCAACACAGUUCCACUUCCGACCAUGCCAAAACAUCCGCUAUGCAGGUGUCUGCUAUCGCUAGUUAACGUUUGAUCUGCUUGAAUCUAGGCCCUACUCUCUCUUCCUGUUUCCAUGUAGUUUAUGAACACCAUCCCUCCAUCCAGGAGUGUAAGGUCAGGCCUGGAAGAUGAUGAUGUAUGGAUGGAGAAUGAUGAAUGACCAAUGGGACUGGGACAAACACAACCCAAUGUUUACAGUUUACACAUGCUGACAGAGGGCCUGUCAUAGCCUGCUGUUCCAGAAGCCUCAUUUAGAAUUCUCAUCCUACUCUCCUCUUGCCCUUUCCCUGUCCCCAUAUCUCUCAUUCUGUCUCUUGCCUUCCCCCUCUUUCUCUCUCUUCCUCCCUUUCUAUCGUAUUCUUCCUUUCUCUCAGUCUCCCUCCCUCUCUUCCUCCCUUUCUGUCGCAUUGUUUUUUUCUUUCUCAUUCUCUCUCUCCCUGAUAAUUCUGUCUGUAUUGUUCUCUGGUGUGUGUGGGGGACAUCACCAGCUAGCUGUUAGCAGACACAGAGGUCGUACAGACUAGUUGUCUGUUGGAAGCUGUGAACAUGUACUGUUUAUUGUCUGCGACAGUAAUGGGGUCAACCAGAGUUUCCAUAGUCUGAAGUAGCUUCCUAAUCUCUUCAUCUCCUCUUCUCCAUAGUCUCAAGUUCUCUUCUCUUCUUCUGUCCUUCAUAUGCUCUGAACUGAAAACCCAGGAUAGGUGGAGGCAAUAUGGUGGAAACACAUACACUAUCAUUUGUAUCAGUCGACAUUAAAACAAAGGAGAAGAGAAGAGGAAACAAUAUCAAAUUGUUUGGGAAGUGUCUAGGGACAUUGAGCAAAUCUCCCACUGACAUUAUGUAAGAUUUACACAACAGUUAAAACUUUUGACUUAUGCACUUUGCAUCCCCAGUUAUGAUUGGGUCCAUACCACAGUGACAAGUAAACAAAGAGAAUUGAUGUAUCUAUAAUAAUAGACAACAGCUGCAGUACUGCGUCAUUGUGACCUUCAAUGACAUGCCGUUUAUAGUCUCCCAUUUCUAAAAUGCAAAUACACAUCUCAGAGAGAGAGAUGCAGACUGUCAGCUAGGGUGCCAACACGUAUGCCUCUGGGCCAAGAAAUCUGUUGCUGCUUCUCUCGGCUCUGAGGUCUUGUGUGUGUGUGUGUGUCUGUCUAUCUGUAUGUCUGCUUAAGCGUGCGUGCGCGCGCGUGUGUGUGUGUGUGUGUGUGUGUGUGUGUGUGUGUGUGUGUGUAUGUGUGUGUGUGUGUGUGUGUGUGUGUGUGUGUGUGUGUGUGUGUGUGUGUGUGUGUGUGUGUGUGUGUGUGUGUGCCUGCCUAUGUCAGCGUGUGUGUAAAUGAGGGCUCCAUCUAUAAAUACCUGUAGUGUUAGCAGCGGAGGGAGUGCAGACAGCAACAGCAGCAUUAGCUGCUGCAACGUUUGUUGACAGCGGUAAUUAGCCAAGGGCCUUUGUGUGUCUAUCUACAGCGACAAGGGGUUUCACAUUCCACCUGUUUCACAGCCUCACCAAUGUCAUGUCUCUUUACUGAGGCCUAGCUGCAAGGAAUUAUCCUUGCCUGGGAGCAAUUGCCUUAUUAUGAUGUUGCCGUGUUUGUACCAGGAAAUAUUGAGGGAUGCUGGUCACUCAGUAGCCCUGCAUCUCUUACAUCCCACAACGUUAUCAUAUGAAUGACCUAUGGAUUUUGUUGUGCCCACCUGAAUGAGCCCCCUGGUUGCUACAGCUGUUCUGUCACCUCUCUCUACCUCCCUAUCUAGUUCUGGAUUAACAUCCAGAUAUCAAUCACACUAAACUCAACAAAAUGGCUGCCAUCCUCCCGGUGACCUCUCUAACAUGGCUGCCGUUGGAGCCCUCUGCCAGACAGACGUUCCACCGCACCCAGCCCUGGAGCAGACAUCCUGAGGGCUGAUGUUGUAACUUCACUGGCUGGCCUACAUCUGAACAGAACAUCUAGUCCUCCUGUGUGUCUGACAGCACAGCUGCAGGAGGAGAGGGAUCCGCUGAGAUCUGAGACGUGAGGACUGACAGAAUUAUAUCCACAAUAUGAGCAGGACAUCAAAAAUGCUGUAAAGGGAAAGGCCAUUUGUCAUCCUUGGUGAGACGACCGAU
Salvelinus fontinalis (brook trout) is the source of this 15041-nucleotide messenger RNA. RefSeq lists its product as uncharacterized. The coding region runs from base 2956 to 4254 and encodes 432 amino acids. The transcript is spliced from 2 exons. NCBI's taxonomy places the organism in Eukaryota, Metazoa, Chordata, Actinopteri, Salmoniformes, Salmonidae. The record is from RefSeq and is a predicted model, not a curated record.